AGUGCAAUCCGAUCGGUCCUAGAACGUGGUUGUGCGUUACGACAGUAUAUCGAGUCCCGAGAAAUACGAUCUCGGAUCUAAUGUUCGAAAACUGUUUAAAGUGAAUAUAGAUAGUUAUGAGAACGUUCUGUGAGUUGCAUCGAAUUUAAAAAUAUCCGCAAGUGCAUUGAACUUGCCUGAAGAGUGCUCCAUCAACGCCGACCAAGAAUUCUCUGUGCUAUUGGAGUCCCACACUGCCAGACCAUCUUCUUCAGAGAAAUAAUGCAUCCGACAGUUUCCUCCUGACUCAACAUGAACGGUUGUACGGGCAAGAAAUGUUAAAUGACACCGCCAUAAUUGAAGCAAAAACGAAAGUUCCUUGUACGAUACGCAAAUACUUCUGCAGACUGCCGAUGUUUACUUUCGGAGCGUUAUCACUUGAUAAGUUAGAACACAAGCCGCGUGUAAACAUUUUUAUCAUGGUAACAUUCUCAUGAAGACUCCGAGCUGCGAUACAGACUCCGGCGCGAUCUAGUGUAACACGAGAAAUACCUGAGCCCGUUUCAGUGAAAGGAAUCGGGAUGGAUGAGCCAGUUCUAGUUCCGAUCGAAUAGUGAUUGUGUAUUGAUAAGUGAAGCCAAAGAACAAACCAAAGCUGAUUUAGCUGCAAUUCUUAAUUGAUAGUACAUUUUUAACGGCAAACUGGAGGACUUACAGACUUUAGAAAGCGCAGAAAGCGUUAUCGAAAAUGCGACUGCAAGGACCGAGUGCUUGGCGAGGAACGCUAAUCUCACAGAAUACUACUGCCCGGCAUAUUUUGAUGGAUUGUUGUGUUGGAACCCGACGCCGAGCCACACGGUCGCCGUCCAGAAAUGCUUUAAAGAAUUUUUUGGAAUAAAAUACGAUGAAACACAAAACGCUUCUCGUCUGUGUCUGGACGGUGUUUGGCAGAACUACACCGACUACUCGAAUUGCACGGAGCGGAUCGCUAAUGUGUCACCCACGGACGUGGCCAGUCUCAUAUACUUGACGGGAUACUCUCUCAGUCUCGCCGUUUUAUCGCUGGCCGUCUUCGUCUUCUUGUAUUUUAAGGAUCUAAGAUGCUUAAGAAACACGAUACAUACAAAUUUAAUGACCACAUAUAUACUAUCGGCUUGUAGUUGGAUAUUAAAUUUAGCUUUACAAAAUUGGUCCGACGAGGCACAGCAAGAUCAAACGUCAUGCAUGAUCUUAGUUAUAUGCAUGCAUUAUUUUUAUCUAACGAAUUUCUUCUGGAUGCUCGUUGAAGGUCUGUACCUGUACAUGCUUGUUGUGGAAACAUUCACCGCGGAAAAUAUUAAACUCAAAGUAUACACUACCAUCGGUUGGGGUGCUCCGGCGAUAUUCAUCACAAUUUGGGUCGUGUCAAGAUGUUUUGUCAACGUCAUGCCAUCGACUGGACCAGACGGUCUUGCGCUUGCUGGGGAAGCGAAGAUGUGUAUAUGGAUGCACGAACAUCAGGUGGACUGGAUACACAAAGCUCCCGCGUUGGCGGGACUCGCGCUGAACUUAUUUUUCCUUGUCAGGAUUAUGUGGGUGCUGAUUACGAAACUCCGCUCGGCGAACACCCUCGAAACAGAACAAUACAGGAAGGCUACUAAAGCGCUUCUUGUAUUGAUACCAUUGUUGGGUAUCACUAACUUGCUUGUGCUCUGCGGACCUAGUGACGACUCCUGGUUCGCGUACUCAUUCGACUACGCGAGAGCCCUCAUGCUAUCAACACAGGGAUUCACAGUGGCCCUAUUCUAUUGCUUCAUGAACACUGAGGUGAGACACGCGAUCAGGUACCACGUUGAGAGAUGGAAGACUGGCAGAAAUAUCGGAGGAGGGAGAAGGAGGGGAGCUUCAUACUCUAAGGACUGGUCUCCUAGAUCCAGAACGGAGAGUAUACGGUUAUACAACCACCCGUCGAAGCGAGAGUCUGCGGCUUCGGAGACGACCACCACCACACUCCUCGUGCCGAGGACCUCACUCGCACCGCACUAUGACUCCAGGCACCUACACGCUGACUACAUCACGAGCGGUAGCGCUAGCGGGGAACAGUCUCCGGUUUGAAGCGGGAGGCGGGGGAGGCUCUUCCGCCUUCGCACCCUGUCCGAGGAAGACGCCAACCCUGAAGCGUCCACCUCAGCCUCUCCCGCCUCUACGUCUCCUCUAUGCGCGUCUAUCAACAGACCGGACUCCAACCCAGCCAACUCUUCAACUAAAUGGCCCAAUGAAAACUGGCUGUCGAAUGUCCAAAAUACCGACUUCAAAUUCGAACCGCCAGAUGUCAAAAGCGAUGAUCGAUCUUUGAACGAUACUCUUUAUUCUGUGAGCCGUUUUGAAAAAUCAAAAGAGCCGAUUUUAAGUUCGACAGCAAACGAACUAUUUUAACUGAUCAACAAAACAAAAUAGAUUGUAAUAAUAACAUUUUUCAUCUUGCUUGUACGUUUGUAUGAUUAGAUCCUACGUACUAAGUUUUUUGCAAAAUAUUUAUCGCAUUAGUUGCAUUUAUAAUAGAAGUUUUCCCGUUUUGCUUACGAUGUCCAUUAAGUGUAAGAGAAACUCAUUAAUAGUGUAUCUGAUAAUAAAAUGAUAAUAUUAUUUUUUCACUAAAAUAUCAUCGCCAACGGUAUUUAAUUAUAGUUUAAUAGGACUUAGUUCGUAAGUUGUAUCUUUAUAGUUCUAAAUAAAUAAUUAAACUAAUUCAUUUAUUUAAAAUAAUUAAUUUAUAACUUAAAGUCACUUAAUUUCAAGACUUCUUUUUGGGGAUUGUAAUAAAUAAAACAUACUAAUAAAAUAUUACGAAUUGUUAAUGUAGUGUUUUGAAUUUUAUGCCAUUUAAAAGCCGUAGGCGACGAAUGUAUAAAUAACCAAUUAAUUGAUAAUGUUGUUACCAAAGUUAUAAUAAUAUUGUAAAAUUUAUAGUUCUAACAUAUUUACAGGUAAGUAAAUGCGAGUAUUGGUGCAAUAUUUGUCUCAAAGCUAUAGCCAAAAUUAAUAUGUACUACAGAUUAUUCAUGACUAUGAAAUUAAAAAUUUUUGUAAAACAAAAUUAAAUGUUUCACAUUGUUUCCCAUGUAUUAAUUAGCCAGUGUAAUAAAGAAUUAGCAACGUCAUAAAAUAACUACCUUUUAUUUAUUAAAUUUAUCUUAGAGCAUAAAAAGCAUUAAUGGAAAAGCUUUAUUUACAUAUUACAUUUUAGCUUAAAAUUAAUAUGGAUCAUCAUUCUGCUAAUUAUUGACAAAAUUGUAAAAAAAAUUGUACUUAAUAACUAGAAAUAACCAUUAUUAGAUUGGUAAGAAAAAUAAAUUUAAUUGGGAAACAAAACGCUAUUUGUAUUAUAGAAAAAUUUGAUAGCCAUAUCGAUACUUGAAUUUUAAAUAUUAAAUGCUUCUUCUAAAUUGUAGGAAAAAAUUAAGGUUAUUUAUUAGCGUUUACUGGUGUUUUAAAAAUAAUAAAAUACACUCGAUGGGCUUUUAAGAUGUAUCUCAUGAUCUUAUGAUCUCCUUAAUUUAUAUUGUUAAAAGUGUAAAUUUAUCUUUAGAAAUGAUAUGUUCCUAAACGUUUCUUUCGACACUCGUGCAUGGGCGCUUACUAUCAUUUUUUGGACAUAUCUCUCGGCGAGGAAAGAACUCUAUAGAGCGCCUUGUCAUUCAGGGCAAAGUAGAGGGCACCAGACCGUAUGAAAAGUUGCCCAUGCAAUGGACCGACCAAGUUAAGUCGGCAGUUAGCGGCUGUUUGCAUGAGUGUACGAGGCUCACCAGGCAAACCAGGAGAAGUGGCGAUUCCUCGUGAGGCGUAUAACAUCUACCCACAGCAAUAAUACUGAAUUACGACUACGACCGCUCUGACAAGAGUGAUACGACAAAGGAAAAACAUUUAAAGUUCUGUAUCUUAAAAGAUGACAAAGGUAUAUGGAACGAAUUAUCCCACCUUUCAAACCAAAACUCAUGAUUACUUUGCGGCAGAAAAUAGGCAAAAUAGUGGUAACUACUCGUGCUGGCUCGCAACACGCCAAGUGAUUACUCAAUUUUUAAAGUCCUUUUUCUAGCCCUUUGCCUGAAAAAAAUCUAAGCUAUUCGUUCAAGUUGUAACUACACCUCUAUACUCCGUCUGUAACAGUGUUUUUAACCUACCUAAUAUUUAUGUAGUGAAAUGCUUCACGAAUAGGGUCGGUUUAAGGCAGCGUGUCGAUGGUAACUAUUUGAUUUAAAUAUAUCCUGUUUGCGAAUAGAUUAGGUAUGUACAGAACAUUAAGAUUUGUCAGCCGGUCAGUAGUCUCAUUCAACGUAGAUUAAAAAUUAUUACAGAAUAACUUAAACGUGUAAAUUCUAUCAAUAAAACCAUAGUGUCAUUUAGAGCAUCGCUUUGGUGGUUGCAAAAUUUAAUAAAAUAUUUUGAAUUAAGCUUGUUCAGUCACUAAAUUUAGCUUUAAGAUAAGAAUAUAAUUUCAUUAAUGUAAGUUUGUAAAGAAUUACUUAAACAAAACAAUUUUCGCUAUUUUUGCUAAAGCAUGAUUUAGAAAUACGUCACGUACCUAAAAUUAAUACUAUUUAUCACUGUAAUUCGUACCUAAUUUAAAAUCCGCAAUAGUGUAAAAAAGUAAAUAGUUUAAAAAAAAGACCUGCUUUAUAAUGUUGUUAUAAUAAUCAAACAUAAUAUAUUAUAGCCAAUUAUAUACCUACUAUCAUCGAUAUAUCGAUGCCUACUAUACAUAUACCGCAUCAUAAUGUACCUACUACAUUAUAAGGUCGGCUUAAAAUCUAAGAUAAGUUACAUAUUGGAGGAAGGACGUGUCUCAAACGAAUUAUCGGAUAUGAUAGCUUUGAUAUAUUUGUUUUCCUCUUACCACUCUAGUAAAUAAUAAAUAAUGUUAUUAUAUCCACGAAAUAACUAUGUUUUAAAUCUUUGAAAAUAAAUAAUAAUUCAAACUAAAGUUUUUAGAUCGUUUGGCCAAGGAAAUUAACAAUAAACUAAAUUUGUUCAAUCUGUGGGUAUGCGAAAAAAAAAGUUAAACAGAUUGAAUAUAUAGGUAUAAUAAAUUCACGAUAAUAUGCUUUAUCGAGACUCUAUUGUAAUUAUUAUCUUAAGGCUAAUAUUGUAUGUCAUAAAUGUAAUGUUUGUACUCUUAUUCGUUAAUAAAUCUUUAAAAGAUUA
Messenger RNA from Bombyx mori (domestic silkworm), 5160 nucleotides. It is a transcript of the gene Dh44-R2, whose product is annotated as diuretic hormone receptor. Gene Ontology annotation, molecular function: diuretic hormone receptor activity; peptide hormone binding; G protein-coupled peptide receptor activity. Lineage: Eukaryota; Metazoa; Arthropoda; Insecta; Lepidoptera; Bombycidae. Bases 1111 to 2073 code for a protein of 320 amino acids. The transcript is spliced from 14 exons. The record is from RefSeq and is a predicted model, not a curated record. Gene Ontology annotation, biological process: cell surface receptor signaling pathway; adenylate cyclase-modulating G protein-coupled receptor signaling pathway. Gene Ontology annotation, cellular component: plasma membrane.